UAUGAGACUCGUAUGGAAUUUUCUCUGUAUACACUGAACAUUCUCUCUCCUUCAAUCUCGAUUUCCGCCGAAUAUCAAUUCGACUCGAUCAGUCAACUCAAUGGCAGAUGUUGAAGUUCCAGCUCCUCCUGCGCCGGAAGUGACGGGGUCGAAGCCCAAAGAAGCCACAAAGGCCGCCAAGUCGAAGGAGCCAAAAGCCAAGAAGGCAGCGGCACCGAAGAAGGCCAAGUCUCCUCGCUCGUAUCCAUCUUUCUAUGAGAUGAUCAGUGAUGCGAUUGUGACGCUGAAAGAGAGAACUGGAUCAAGCCAAUAUGCAAUCGCCAAAUUCGUCGAAGCGAAAGAGACGACAUUGCCUUCCAAUUUUAGAAAGCUGUUGUCAGUGCAAUUGAAGAAGCUUGUUGCCUCUGGCAAGCUCGUCAAAGUAAAAAAUUCCUACAAGCUCCCUCCGACUCGCACUGCUCCGGUUAAGAAGCCUGAAACUGCUAACCCUAAAGUGGUUGCCAAGCCGAAAACAGCUAAAGUGGUUGCCAAGCCUAAAGCCAAGGCUGCAGCCAAGCCAAAGCCUAAGGCUGCUGCGAAACCGAAGUCAGCUGUUAAGCCGAAGGCUAAGCCAGCAGCAAAGCCAAAACCAAAAACUGUUGCUAAACCAAAGGCGGCCGCUAAGUCGGCAGUUAAGCCUAAGCCAAAGACAGUGGCCAAGCCAGCUAAAGUGGCAAAAACUGCGUCCAGAACCACGCCUAGAAAGAAGACGACGGUGAUGAAGGCUGCUCCGGCUAAGACUGUGAAGAAAUCGAAUAGAUUGAAAUCAAAGGCGGCGAAGAAGUAAGGAUUUGAAGAAGGGCUGUGCAUGGAGUUUUCGGGAAGGGUAGUCCUGUAAAUAGUUGGUUGAUAGUUGUAACAGAGAUGUAUGUUUAGGUUGUUGAUUCUUUUAAUUUAAUGGAAAUUAUAAUUAAUAAUUUUCAUUUAGAUUGCA
Messenger RNA from Jatropha curcas, 973 nucleotides. RefSeq lists its product as uncharacterized. Gene Ontology annotation, molecular function: double-stranded DNA binding; nucleosomal DNA binding; structural constituent of chromatin. Gene Ontology annotation, cellular component: nucleosome; nucleus. Lineage: Eukaryota; Viridiplantae; Streptophyta; Magnoliopsida; Malpighiales; Euphorbiaceae. Gene Ontology annotation, biological process: nucleosome assembly; chromosome condensation; negative regulation of DNA recombination. The record is from RefSeq and is a predicted model, not a curated record.